AUGGCUCUCCAAGCCUUCCUGGCAAGGCUGGGCCAGGAAAUCGACGAUCCAGAAGAAGAGUCGUUUCUCCUCUUCUCUCAGUCCAUCCCGUCCCAGAACCUCGGGUUUGUCGACUCCAAGGCCACGACGCUGGAGUUGACAGUCGGCGACCGUGACCUGGUGAUCCAUCAGUCGCCAACGAUACUUUCCUCCAACCGAGGAGGUGGAACGACGGGUGCAGUCGUCUGGAAAAUCACCCCGCGGUUCGCUUCUUGGAUUGCCUCCCCUUCCAAUCUGCUCUUCAAAACCGCCAUUUUGGCCCCUAACUCGUCUCUCCUGGAACUAGGAUGUGGAAUAUCAGGGAUCAUCGGGCUGGCACUUAGCCCACAUGUAGCAUCAUACGUGUUGACGGAUCAGCAAUAUGUGAUGAAGCUUUUGAAUCAGAAUCUCGAGGAGAAUCACCAAGCCAAGCCACGCUUGGCAAGCAAAGGCCAGAAACGCAUGGCAAACCCCAAGAAGGGCUCCGCCUCAAUCAAUAAGUCUCAGGUGACCAAUAAUAACAUUGUCACCCAGACUCUAGAUUGGGAAACGGAUGAAGUUACAAUUCCACCUGCGCUUGAAGGCAAGUCCGGCUUUGAAGCUGUGAUUGCCUGCGACUGCAUCUAUAAUGACAACCUCAUUAAGCCGUUGGUUCAGACAUGCGUCGAUGCUUGCAAACUCAGACACGGAAUAGCACAUACGGCUGAUGAUGUGGGAAAUCCCACUGUAUGUAUUGUGGCCCAACAGCUUCGGUCCGCAGAGGUGUUUGAAGGAUGGCUAAAGGAAUUCCACAAGGCGUUCAGAGUGUGGCGGAUACCAGAUGAGGAACUUAUUGAUGGGCUAAAGUCGGAUUCGGGCUUUGUGAUACAUGUUGGUAUUUUGCGUAGUAAUUUAGAUACUUGUACUUAG
Venustampulla echinocandica is the source of this 927-nucleotide messenger RNA. RefSeq lists its product as uncharacterized. The coding region runs from base 1 to 927 and encodes 308 amino acids. The record is from RefSeq and is a predicted model, not a curated record. The transcript has 3 exons. NCBI's taxonomy places the organism in Eukaryota, Fungi, Ascomycota, Leotiomycetes, Helotiales, Pleuroascaceae.